AUGUUGACCUUUUCUCAAAUCACCGCGGUACUCGCCUUUACAGGCGCAGUAGUUGCGAAGCCGUUUCCCCUGGAUGAUCGCUCAGCCAAUUCUGAUGGUGUCGGCAACACCCUCUCGCUCGAGCACCCUCGACGAUCUGUGGAUUCGCAGAACGGACCACUUGAGGUGCUCAAAGUCAGGAGGAGGUAUAACAUGGAGGUGUCUCCCAAGCUGGUCGCGGCUGCUGAAAGGCAGGUAAAGAGGCUCGCUUCUUUGCAAGCUCGAGACGACGAGGACCGUGGCAGCGUGGCUUUCUAUCAAAGCUAUAAUGACCAACAAGAGAAGACAGUUUGGGCCUAUGUUGGUGGCCAGGAACUUAAAACGACUCUAGGCCUCGCGGGCGCUGAUACCUUUUUCUUCUCCAACUUGCAACCAAAGGAACAGCUCGAGGGGCAUAGAUACUACACCGUCGACCCGGCCAAGCAAAAGAAGGGUUACACGUUUGGCCAGGGCUUCAAUGGUGGCAGUUCGCCAGUAGAGGGCUUGGUCUACACUGACAAUGUCACGCUCGGCGCAUUCUCAACCAACAUGGUUUUCGCGGCUGCCACGAACGCCACCAAGGACUGGUAUGGCGACAAGGGUGUAGACGGCUACAUUGGACUUGGCUUCUACGAGGACGCCAACGGCAUCGACCCUGACCCACAGCCCACCUUCUUCGACUCCAUCAAGAAAAAGCUCCACGAGCCCAUCUUCUCCUCGUCCCUCCGAUUCAACAAGAGCGGCAAGUUCGACUUUGGAUUCGUCGAUUAUAAGAACACGUGGGGUGACUUUGCUACCGUCGACGCCGUUCACGAUGGCUGGGGUCACUGGGCCUGCAUGAUAGAUGGCUUCGGCAUCGGCAACCACAACCCCCACAUCACCAAGCGCGACAUGAAGAUCCACGUCGACACCGCCACAACCCUCGUCUUCGCACAGCCGGAUAUCGUCGCCGGUUACUGGAAGCUCGUCAAGGGCGCACACUUUGACGACGCCAACCAGGGUUUCGUGUACCCUUGCAACACGCACAUCCUGCCCAACAUCACUUUUACGGUAAAGGGUGCGAGACAGGAAAUCAACGGCGAGUCCCUGCGUUUCUCCCCCAUUGAUCACGCGAAGAAGACAUGCUUUGGCGGUCUUCAAAACAUUGGUGGCGGCGUUGACUUUGGUCUGUUUGGUACUCCUUUUAUGGAGAACAGAUAUGUCCUUUUCAACCUGACCGACCCUAAGGGCACCAUCGGAUUCGCUCCGAUGAUCAUGCACCCGUAAAGCUGUGGGUGGUCAUGUAUAUACUAUGUAAUACAUAUCUUUUAAUGUUAUUAUGUGGGUUGAUAGAUGAUGUGAAACUGUGGCGGAAGAAAUGGAAAAGAAUGAUUAGAUAUGGAUGAUAAAUAGAAGUCUGAUUUAUA
Molecule: messenger RNA, 1424 nt
Organism: Pyrenophora tritici-repentis Pt-1C-BFP
Lineage: Eukaryota; Fungi; Ascomycota; Dothideomycetes; Pleosporales; Pleosporaceae
Product: Asp multi-domain protein
Biological process (GO): proteolysis
Molecular function (GO): aspartic-type endopeptidase activity
Source: RefSeq, a predicted model, not a curated record